Cokeromyces recurvatus is the source of this 1169-nucleotide messenger RNA. RefSeq lists its product as uncharacterized. The transcript has a single exon. Gene Ontology annotation, molecular function: protein binding. The record is from RefSeq and is a predicted model, not a curated record. NCBI's taxonomy places the organism in Eukaryota, Fungi, Mucoromycota, Mucoromycetes, Mucorales, Mucoraceae. The coding region runs from base 67 to 672 and encodes 201 amino acids.
UUUUUUUUUAUUUUUUUUUCUCCAGUUUAAUACAAUCACUUUAUAUAUAUAAAAAAAAAAGCAAGCAUGGUGCUUCAUAUAGAGCAAUUUCCUAGCGUUAUUAUAGAAAAUUUAGCUUAUAUUUUAGAGCCUAACGACUUAUUUCAACUUUCUCUUACGUCCAAAACACUCUAUCAAGUUUUUUGGGCCAGUAAUAAUCUUUGGCGAAAUAAAACUAUUCACGACUUUGGCGAUUUAUUCCAAAUUUAUACCAUCUUCACAACUGCUACAGGUCUUACUUUAGACCCUGCAUUAUCCGAAAAGUUUAGUAAAGAGCCUACUGAUUGGUGUCACUAUUAUAUUCAAAAAAAUAAUAAAGCAGUAAUUGAGGCUAGUGUUGAUAACGAUACAGCAUUAAUGGACCAAGCAGAUGUUGAAUAUGCUAAUGCAAGAGCACAACUUGAAUCGUUUCAAGAAAACGGCAAUGUAGAUAUAUUAGUGCAAGUAGCAAGUAAAAUGAUGUGGAUUUUAGAUGUUUUCCCUGCACAUGCGGGCUGCUAUUAUAUUCUUGGCUUUAUUUUAUUUGUAUUGAAUAAACUUGAAGAAGCAGUUAUUUUGUUACAAAUGGGUCGUGCUGUUGAUCCUACGUUUGAACCUAUUGAUGGUAAAGCUCUUGAUGGAAUUUCAUGUUAAUAUUAAAAUUAACUUUUAUUCUUAGAUUUGGAAGAAGAGAUUGAGCGAAUCGUGAAUGGUUAUAAAGGUGAAGAGGAACUUCUAGAAGACAACCAGUUAUCAAAAGUAUUAAAAGAAGUGCUCGAAGAAAUCUUUAAUAAAUUUGACCAAGAUAAAGAUGGAGCAUUAAAUACAAAGGAAUUAGACAACUUUAUUUUUACUACCAACGGUUCACAUCCACCACCUGCAUUUUUACGUCAAAUGGGAUUACGCUUUGGUGCCAAUGCAAAAGGAUGGUUAACGAAAGAAGGCUUUUUAGAAUUUUAUUUAGAGCAAACGUUAGAUGAUCCAUCAGAAACUAGGAAUGAUUUAGGCACUCAUGGCUAUGAUCCUCAAACUUUAAGAAAAAAAAUGGAAGAAUAAUAAAUACUGUAUAUAUUAUAUAUAUAUAUAUAAAGAGUUAUUGAAAAAAAAAAAGAUUAGUCCUAUAGAUAAAGUAUGUAAAAAUGAAAACUGAG